GUGUCACGUGAUCUGGGUCAUAGGUAGACCUUUUUUUUUUUCCAAGGACGAAACAUGGCGGCAUCCAGCAAGAAGGUGUUUGAGCUUUUUGUCUCAAAAGUCCCUUGGACUGUCGCAACAAAGGAGAUAAAAGAGUAUUUCGGGCAGUUCGGCCAAGUGAAGAAAUGCCUCCUGGUUUUUGACAAAGAGACAGGCUUUCAUAGGGGCUUUUGCUGGAUCGGCUAUUCGUCAGAGGAAGGACUGCAGAACGCACUUCAGAAAGAUCCUCACAUUAUGGAGGGAAACAGGCUCCAAGUACAAAAGAACAGACGGCCAUUUAUGGGCAAAAAAGCAAAUAAAGAAGCUGAUGAAAGCUGAACAGGAACAUUGACUCUGUAAUGUGAAGAUUAUGUAAUUUUUUUUUUUGUCUGUUAUUACAAAUCUGUAACUUAUGUCUAUGAAAUUAACAUUGUCUUUGUGGAAAGGUGACUUUGCAACUUUAAAAUAAAUGUGCUAUUGACAUGUG
Messenger RNA from Pangasianodon hypophthalmus (striped catfish), 505 nucleotides. RefSeq names its product SRA stem-loop interacting RNA binding protein (gene slirp). The transcript is spliced from 4 exons. The coding region runs from base 55 to 357 and encodes 100 amino acids. Gene Ontology annotation, molecular function: poly(G) binding; mRNA 3'-UTR binding; poly(U) RNA binding. NCBI's taxonomy places the organism in Eukaryota, Metazoa, Chordata, Actinopteri, Siluriformes, Pangasiidae. The record is from RefSeq and is a predicted model, not a curated record. Gene Ontology annotation, biological process: spermatogenesis; positive regulation of mRNA splicing, via spliceosome.